AUGCCUUCCCCCCUCACAAACAAACCUCCCCUCGAUGUCGCCCAUUUGGCCGGUCUUAUCCUUGAAUGCCUGUUUAAUGGUGUCUUCUGGGUGCUAUUUAUCCGGUGUAACGAAGUCCUCUGGCGACGAUCCAAAGCUCGAGACGAAACACUUUUCAAGCCCAUUUUCAUCGUGGCAUGGAUCCUGUUCGGAACGAUAACCGCGCAUCUGAUUAUCGAUAUCUACGCCUCAUUCAAAGCGUUUAUUUUGCCUCAAGACGAGACUACUACCAUUGAAGCUGGUCAAAUCAACCCAGCUCAGCUGUUCUACAUGUCCCUGGAUCACCCGUCCAGCGUCGCGUAUUCUGCCCUUUACGUCACGACGACCCUCAUCGCCGACGGAUUCCUCAUAUACCGGCUGUAUAUCGUUUGGUCUUACAAUCGUCCGAUAACCAUCCUUCCUAUCCUUCUCUGGAUAUCGUUAUUUAUUACAGGGACGGUCACGACCUGGCUCUUCCAGAACUCCAGGCAAACUAUCUUUGGCGUGUCACGCCGAUGGAUCCUCGCAUGUUUCUCGAUAACUUUCCUUUGUAAUUUCUACUGCACAACGCUUAUUGCGUUCCGAGUUGCAAUGUCCCAACGCAACUUGCGAGUGAUGGACACAGCCCCUUCUGGAUUAUCUAGAAUCCUUGAAAUAUUAAUUCAAAGUGCCGCGCUUUAUGGCGUGCUCGUUAUCCUAUCGCUGGCAUUCAUGAUCAUUAGCUCUAACGUGGUAUGGAUAACCGUCGGCAUGACAAACCCAGUCAUCGGCGUUAUCUUCUGCAUGAUCGUCACCCGUACACACUCGCACCUCGCGCAACAAGCAGUCACUGCCUCCUACGUGCGCCAGACGUCCGCGCCCAUGGGCUCCGGCGGGCAGGUUGCCACUGUCAAGGGUCAGUCGUCACCCCCGCCACCACCUCCGGUGGCCGGCCCUAUCGUCACGAUCGUGAUGAAGAAACGUAUCCACGAAGACCACCCGUCUACUCCUACGCCUAUCCCACUCAUGCCUACCUCUGACGCGCGCGAUAGUGGUGAGAGCUCGCCGCCGGACUCGCCGUUGGAUCAUCGCCCGCUCACGCCAUAUACCGGUGCUGAGGCGGUCUAA
This is a messenger RNA of Cyclocybe aegerita, 1125 nucleotides long. The record is from the annotation of a GenBank genome assembly. NCBI's taxonomy places the organism in Eukaryota, Fungi, Basidiomycota, Agaricomycetes, Agaricales, Hemipholiotaceae.